GCAGGUGGCGGUGUUGCAUUUUCAAACAACACCUGACGCGUCCUCUCUAUUUCCCGACAUGCUUUGCGGAUGCGCAGCCCUUCACAUUAAAGGACACCGAGCGGUGAGAUUAUAACGGAAUUUAUCUGUGAAAGAUAUCCAGCAGCUGAAGAUGUCUGACGACAUUGAGGAGAAGAUCAAGAACUACAGGACGGCUCCUUUCGACGCCCGCUUCCCCAACACCAACCAGACCCGCAACUGUUACCAGAACUAUCUGGAUUACCACAGAUGUAACAAAGCUCUGACUGCCAGAGACCAGGACACCGCUCCCUGCGAGUGGUACCGGCGGGUCUACAAGAGCCUCUGCCCCAUCAGCUGGGUUCAGAAAUGGGACGAUCAGCUGGAGGCGGGAACUUUUGCUGGAAAGAUCUGACCGAACACAUCCGUCUCCGUCCUCCUGCACCUUUCUCCAUCAGAGUAUCUUAAUGUGAAGCAUCUGCUCUUCAUGUACAGAAGCAACUAAAUAAAUAAUAUAAUGUGACUGUGAA
Acanthopagrus latus (yellowfin seabream) is the source of this 527-nucleotide messenger RNA. Its product is annotated as cytochrome c oxidase subunit 6B1-like. The transcript has 4 exons. Gene Ontology annotation, cellular component: respiratory chain complex IV; mitochondrion. The coding region runs from base 152 to 412 and encodes 86 amino acids. The record is from RefSeq and is a predicted model, not a curated record. Lineage: Eukaryota; Metazoa; Chordata; Actinopteri; Spariformes; Sparidae.